CUUUAUAUUUUUUUCCUUUUAUCUGUAAUUUGUAAAUAUUUCAGUAAUUAAAACUUCGUCAACAAUAAAUACAAUUAAACACUAUUCUUUUCCUUCCUUUCUUUUUUGAAAUAUAUUUAUUUGAUGUUAGAAUAAUAUGCCUUUCUUGAACAAUAAUAGAAACGAUGACAAAGGCGAAAAGCUGAACGAGGAAACGCCUCUACUACAAACAUUUACAUCUAGCAGUAGUAGCAGCACUAAUAAUAGCACGGAAAUCGAUACUUGUUGUGGCAAUCCAAAUGGCUGUUGUGGCUACAAAAACGACCUCAAAAUACAACAAGGAUUGAACGAUAAGCAUACGACAACUUUAGACAUAGUCAGGACACAUAGUGGUAAUGAUGACGAAAAUGAUAUCACCUGCAAGUUAGCCAGCCAACCUUGGAAAUACAAGAUCGUUGCAUUAUCAUGUGCCAUGUUUCUCGCAAUGGGAAGCCAUUUUGCUGCACAUACAUUAGGUGCUAUGAAGUCAACCAUUAAAGAGGUACGGAUUUUGGGGGGGUUUUUUUUUAAUACUCCACUUUAAAAAUAUCAGCAUAAAAAACCUACCCUAAUGUCGCUUUUCAAACUUUAAUCGGUGGCAUUUUUAUU
This is a messenger RNA of Mycotypha africana, 627 nucleotides long. RefSeq lists its product as uncharacterized. The record is from RefSeq and is a predicted model, not a curated record. The transcript has 3 exons. Bases 137 to 562 code for a protein of 141 amino acids. Lineage: Eukaryota; Fungi; Mucoromycota; Mucoromycetes; Mucorales; Mycotyphaceae.